UGAACUUCCUCUCAUUCUUGGUUUUCCGUGGCUAACUAAGCACAAUCCGCAUAUAGACUGGGCUACUGGCACCAUCCUGGGCUGGAGUAACCAAUGUUAUUCAUCCUGUCUCCUAUCUGCUGAUCUCCCCAAGCCUGUUGACCCCUCCUCAGAGUUCCCUGAUCUGUCUGGCGUUCCCUCUGCUUACAUGGAUUUGAAGGAGGUUUUCAACAAGGCUCGUGCAACUUCACUGCCUCCACACAGACCUUAUGAUUGUGCUAUCGACCUUCUCCCUGGGACCUCCCCCCCCAAGGGCCGCCUCUACUCCCUGUCAGCUCCUGAGAGGGAAGCCAUGAAGCAAUACAUCCAGAGCUCCUUAGCUGCUGGCAUUAUCCGCCCUUCUUCUUCUCCUGCUGGUGCUGGAUUUUUCUUUGUGGAUAAGAAGGACAAGACCCUGCGACCGUGCAUUGACUACAGGGGCCUCAACGACAUCACCAUCAAGAACAGGUACCCCCUCCCUCUUAUGUUUUCUGCCUUUGAACUGUUGCAAGAAGCCACCUUUUUUACUAAGCUCGAUCUCAGAAAUGCUUACCACCUUGUUCGUAUUAGGGAGGGGGAUGAGUGGAAGACUGCCUUCAACACUCCUAAUGGCCAUUAUGAGUAUCUGGUGAUGCCUUUCGGACUCACUAAUGCCCCAGCAGUCUUUCAAUCCCUGGUCAAUGAUGUUCUUCGUGAUAUGCUUAACCGUUUUGUCUUUGUCUACCUGGAUGAUAUUUUGAUUUUUUCUAAGAAUGAGAAUGAGCAUGUCCAGCAUGUCCGGCAGGUUCUUCAGCGGCUGUUGGAGAAUCAGCUUUUCGUCAAGGCGGAGAAAUGUGAGUUUCACCAGCAGUCAGUCUCUUUCCUGGGGUUCAUUGUGUCACCUGGAAGCAUCCAAAUGGAUCCUGCCAAGGUUAGUGCAGUGGUUGAGUGGGCAACACCCUCUGACCGCAAGCAGGUGCAGAGAUUCUUGGGGUUUGCUAACUUCUACCGACGCUUUGUCAGGAACUACAGCUCCAUAGCAGCCCCUUUACAUGCCCUCACUUCUCCUGGUUCUAAGUUUCAGUGGAACACUCAAGCAGAAGAGGCCUUCAAUACCCUGAAGCAACGGUUCACCUCCUCACCCAUCCUCUCCAUGCCGGACCCCAAGCUUCAGUUCAUCGUUGAGGUUGAUGCCUCAGAUGUGGGGGUCGGGGCGGUGCUUUCUCAACGCUCUCUCAAAGACAAUAAGGUUCACCCAUGUGCUUUCUUUUCUAGAAAACUGUCCAAAGCAGAGAGAAAUUAUGAUGUGGGUAACCGGGAGUUGUUGGCUGUAAAGUUGGCCUUGGAGGAGUGGAGACACUGGCUGGAGGGGGCUGAACAGCCAUUCCUAGUAUGGACGGACCAUAAGAACCUGGAAUACAUCAGAACAGCCAGGAGGUUGAACUCUCGUCAAGCCAGGUGGGCCCUGUUUUUUACCCGUUUCAACUUCACCCUGUCUUAUCGCCCCGGCUCCAGGAACACCAAACCUGAUGCCCUCUCCCGCCAGUUCGAACCUGAUGACCUUCCUAGGUCUCCCUCUACCAUUCUGCCUGCUGCCUGUGUGAUUGGAGCUGUGACUUGGGACAUUGAGAGUGAGGUGAGGCAAGCACUGGAGGGGGCUAAAAUUCCGGAGGGAUGUCCUCAGAACCUCCUCUUUGUCCCUAUCCCGCUUCGUCCACGGGUGCUGCAAUGGGCUCAUGCCUCCAGGCUGAGCUGCCAUCCAGGGGUGAGUCGGACGGUCAGUCUGCUUAAGCAGCGAUUUUGGUGGCCUUCCUUAGUGGAGGAUGUGGGGGAAUUUGUCUCUGCCUGUUCUGUUUGUGCCCAGAAUAAGACCUCACGACAACGACCGCAUGGGCUGCUCCGCCCUCUCCCAGUACCCCGACGACCCUGGUCCCACAUAUCGUUGGACUUUGUCACGGGCUUGCCCCCCUCCGAAGGUAACACCGUCAUACUCACCAUUAUCGAUCGCUUUUCCAAAAUGGCACACUUUGUUCCCUUGGCCAAACUCCCCUCUGCUAAGGAGACGGCACAGGUCAUGUUGUCUCAUGUGUUUCGUCUGCAUGGCUUGCCACAAGAUGUUGUUUCAGAUAGAGGGCCUCAGUUUGCCUCCCGGUUCUGGAAGGAGUUCUGCCGACUGAUUGGUGCCACAGCCAGCCUCUCCUCUGGUUUUCAUCCACAAUCUAAUGGCCAGACAGAACGUUACAAUCAGGAACUCGAAACAGCUCUCAGAUGCUUAGUCUCCCAUAAUCCAUCCCUGUGGAGUGAACAGUUGGUAUGGAUUGAGUAUGCUCAUAACGCACUUCCUGUUUCUGCCACUGGUCUGUCCCCCUUUCACUGUGUUUAUGGGUACCAGCCACCUCUGUUUCCAGACCAAGAGGGUGAGGUUGCCGUCCCAUCUGCUCAGGCCCUGGUCCGUCGUUGUCACCUUGCAUGGAAGAGGGCUCGGGCAGCUCUUCUUCGGGCCUCAGGACGCUACAAGAAGGAGGCUGACAAACGGCGUACUCCGGCUCCUCGUUACCGUGUGGGACAGAGGGUUUGGCUCUCCACUCAAGACCUGCCUCUCCGUGUGGAAAGUCGCAAGUUGGCUCCCAGGUUUGUUGGCCCCUUCCCCAUCUCCAAGAUCAUUAAUCCUGUGGCUGUGCAAUUAUGUCUUCCCAGAACCAUGAAAGUGCAUCCCACCUUUCAUGUCUCCAAAAUCAAACCUGUGAAAACCAGUCCCUUGGUCCCCGCCUCCAAACCCCCUCCGCCCGCCCGGGUCAUCGAUGGAGGGCCUGCUUUUACUGUGAAGCGCCUGCUGGCUGUCCGCCGCAGGGGUAGAGGUUGCCAAUACCUGGCUGAUUGGGAGGGAUAUGGUCCUGAAGAGAGGUCCUGGGUCCCGUCUAGGGACAUCCUGGAUAAGUCCCUCAUAAGGGAUUUUCACAAGCGUCAUGCAGACCAGCCUGGGACGUCUGGAGCCGUCCCUUAA
Molecule: messenger RNA, 3001 nt
Organism: Chelmon rostratus (copperband butterflyfish)
Lineage: Eukaryota; Metazoa; Chordata; Actinopteri; Chaetodontiformes; Chaetodontidae
Gene: lrfn4b
Product: leucine rich repeat and fibronectin type III domain containing 4b
Exons: 1
Coding region: 188-3001 (937 amino acids)
Biological process (GO): DNA integration
Molecular function (GO): nucleic acid binding
Source: RefSeq, a predicted model, not a curated record